UACUAUCAAUCAGUUUGAAACGUGUGUGGAAAAAUGAUCGUAUUAGAAAUAAUUCUCUACGUUAUUUUUGGUUUUUAUGUAACAUGUGGAAUGAACAAAGUAUGUAAUUCAAAUACUUGUGGAUACGUGAAUUGUUAUAAUGGAAAUUUCACAACGUUCGGAGAUUGGAAAUGCACGAAUAUACAUUAUCUCAAUUUUAUUAGUAAUAAUAUUAGAAUAUCUGAAUUGCGAAAGUUGACAUGUUAUAAGAUUAUAAAGGUGGAACUAUCAAGGAAUAACAUCUCCAAUUUGCCCAAUUUUGUGUUUAACGGUACUCAAAUUGAUCAAUUAUUUUUGGAUAACAACAAUAUAUCAAAGAUAAGUACAAACACAUUUCAUGGAAUGUCAGCUCUGACAGAUAUAUCUUUAAAGCAUAACUCGAUUAAGCUGAUUGAUCCUCAAUCGAUACCCAAAGCUUGGAUUGUUGAAUUGAGUAACAAUUUACUGGAAACGAUUGACGCUAAUAUGUUUGUCAAUAUAUCAUAUGUGAAACAUUUAAUUUUGGAUAACAAUUACAUAAAACGUAUAAAUGAAAAGAGUUUUAAAGGUUUUAUAGGAUUCAACAUAUAUUUAAAUUUUAACAAAUUGCAAUAUUUGGGAGUAAAAUCUGUUCCGGCUGUUGAAAGAUUGUCUCUGAGAGGGAAUCAGCUUUUAGAUAUAAACCAAAAUGUGUUUGUCAACAUCACCAAAUUAUCUUAUAUAGACGUUAGCUUAAACUGCAUACAAAAACUGAAUGUUUUGUUGAUCAAUAAAUAUUUUUGGAAAAAUUCAAUUCAAUUUGACAAUUGUAGCUCAGUGGAUAUUGAAGGAAACCAAGAAGAGAACAAACAGUUCACUGAAACUUACGACGAUAUGAAGAUUAUUGAAAACCAAGGCAACGCAUCAGAUCAAACAAAUGAAAUGGCGAAAAUAACAACUGAGAGUUUUCCGAUGGAAUGGAAAGUACCGUCAAUGGAAACCGAUGAUAUCUCUAAGAAAUUCAUCAUUUACGCAGAGAUUAUAGGAAUUUUGCUUUUGAUUAUAGCAAUUCAAACAGUACUUAUCAUUUGGUAUAGAUGGCGCACCAAUCCCAUUUCAAAUACAGAGACUAAUUUCGACAAUGGAGAAUACGUGGAACCUAUAAACGAAUAUGAAGAAGUCAACAAUUUUGUCAUAGAAAGAGAAUCCAAUGGAUAUUCUAUUUCAAAUACAGUGAGUAAUGAUAACAACGGAGGAUAUAUAGAACCUACAAACGAAUAUGAAGAAAUCAACGAUGUUGUCAUAGAAAGAGAAUCCAGUGGAUAUAUCGUCCCUCUUCCAGCUCUAUGAAGAUACAGUUGUAAUAAUCCGCACAAUGCUUCAUUUAUGAUUAUUACGGCUAAGUUUCAUUUUUGUCUAUCGACACAAAGAUUUCUGUCUAAAUUAAUUUUAUAUAAGAUUGUAUAAUAAUAAGAUAUAUUAGGACUACCCGACAAUGUCAUUAGAUUGCCACCAAGUAGUAUUAGGCUAAGAUUCCCAAAGUUAACUUUCCUCAGUUGCACGUUGUCAGUUGAUUCUACAAAUGAGCCGUAAUUUGUGGAAGUGGUAUAAGAAUAUUUUUUCAUACAUCGAGAUAUUUGCAUUAAUAUUUAUACGAUAACAUUUUAUAUCUAAAAUUCUUUUGAUUAAGUAAAUCAAGA
This is a messenger RNA of Nicrophorus vespilloides, 1697 nucleotides long. RefSeq names its product leucine-rich repeat-containing protein let-4-like. The record is from RefSeq and is a predicted model, not a curated record. The transcript is spliced from 8 exons. The coding region runs from base 34 to 1347 and encodes 437 amino acids. Gene Ontology annotation, cellular component: extracellular matrix. Gene Ontology annotation, molecular function: protein binding. Lineage: Eukaryota; Metazoa; Arthropoda; Insecta; Coleoptera; Silphidae.